AUGGAUGCUAAGAAAAAGUAUUAUAGAAUUGAUGGUAUGCCUCUUGCCAUGCAAGUUUGGAUAUAUGAAUGUUGUUCUGCUGUUGAUCUGAAUAUUGCUAAAAAAAAGACCAAUCGUAUUCCCAGACUGGUCAAUUGGAGGACCAGAAACAGCAGAAUACAUUAUGAAUUCCUUAUGGAAGAAAUGUUCGGUGAUAACGGCAAUCCGUUAAAAUACAAAAACAUUCAACCUUCACUAAAGGAGAUUGCAUUUUAUCAGCUUCCAUCAAAAAGUGAUGCAAUCCCCGAGAAUACCUUUCAAAAAGUUGGCGACAAAGAUGAUGACGAAGAUGAUGAUUUCACUUUAAAGCCUCCAAGUCAUAAGCCACACAAUAAGGAAAAAGGUAAACAGAAGGUAACUGUUUCAUUGUCCACAUCGAUCAAAAAGUUCAAUAUGCAUGUAGGUUCGAGUUGUAAGGAGAAAAGUUCACCAGUAUUGCAUGGUUACCGUAAGGCAAAGAGUACACCCUUUCGUUCUGUUUCAACCCCUGUGAAGAAUAAUGCACCAGUACAGGAGUUGCAUAAUCAGCCGGAUGAUUCUGCCAAGACUACACCACCAAUGAGUUCGAAACAACCUCAAGAUACCAAGGCAGGCAAAAUUGACAUUGCAUACGAUGUGACGUAUGUGGAGGAAAUACCUCAACAGGGAUCAGGUGACUUGUAA
Messenger RNA from Solanum verrucosum, 702 nucleotides. RefSeq lists its product as uncharacterized. The transcript has 3 exons. Lineage: Eukaryota; Viridiplantae; Streptophyta; Magnoliopsida; Solanales; Solanaceae. The record is from RefSeq and is a predicted model, not a curated record. Bases 1 to 702 code for a protein of 233 amino acids.